CCCAGCACAGCCUGGAAGAGAUAAACAAAUAUGAAUUUGCAGUCAUUGAUUUAGAUUUAACCUGUUUCAGUUCAAAUAUGAAUAUUAGAAUAAAGACUUUCUGUUCAAAUUAGGAUAAUAAUAUUAAAAUAGAAUGCUUUAAGGUCAAUUACUGAAGUAAUUCCUAACUUACCAUUUGUGUAAAAUGCAAGGACCAAGAUAGUUAUGGAGAUAAAAGUCAUUUUUGUCUUAUGUUGUGUGGCUUCUAUAAAGCACACGUUUAACUCACAGGACUUUAAACACUUUAAGAACACUGAAGCAUGUGCUACCAAUGCAAAUUGUCUUCAUAUGCAAAUGGGCAACAGUCUGGUGAUACAGGACACCUGUGAUAUGAACGCGAUUGACAACUCAUCAGUGAGAUGACCAGAAUUUUUGUGUGGUUUAUUUAUUCAUAAAAAAAGCAGUAUCAAUACUGUCCCAUAUUGUAAGACAGACACUAAUAUAAAAACAUUGUCUAGAUAUAUUUUUGUUCACUUUAGUUACAGUAUCUUCCUUCCCUUGUAAAUACAUCUGGCACCUUGUUUUUCUUGUUCUCCAUGCGUUUCGUACCAUCUCCCCUAUUGGCUCCUAACGUCCGACACAGACAAAAUGUACUUUGUUAAGUAACCUUGUGUGUGCCUGAUCAAAACCUUACAACGAGUAACAAGUGAGUGAUUUGUCACAUGAGUUGUACGUUCAUCCUCCUCCGUGAUGUCUGACUCAUAUAUGCUACCAACCACUCUGUGCACUCUCACCGAGCAACUUUUGUUGUCACAAGAUCUCACAGACACUCUCCCUCGCUUACACACACACACACACACACACACACACCCACCCACACACACAUCCACGCGCACACACACACACACUAUGUGACUGAGUGUCUGACUGAGUGACAGUGGACUGGUCACACAAUGCUGUCCUUGUGCCGUAAACAAAAGGUCAGAUGAAUCAAAGCAUAUGAAUCACAGACUGUCUCUCCUCUCAGGCUCUCAGACAUACUUCUAAUCCAUAUCACAGCCAAAUAUCCUCCUCAUAUCCUUGGAUACUACACUGGAUAUUGAUUCACAAUCUAUUUGAUAACAUUUAUGAUAAAUAUUUAGCUGGAAAUGUUAGGGAAUCAGCACAGAGACGUUUUUGUGAGAUGGUGCUUGGUACUUGAAGAGGCUCAGGGCAGGUUAUGAACGGAAACGGGACUACAACUCUUUAAAAAAAAGUGAUUCCCCCAUUUAGAUAGACCACAAAUAUCAAACAAGUAAGAGUUUAUAAAAUGUGUGUGUGCGUGCGGGUGAGUGACAGAGAGUAGUGCCUGUAGGCGGCCCUUGCGACACUAGUCAGCCGGACCCUGGUCUAUAGUAUUUACAUGUCAUCAUGACAAGUCCUCUGCCUGAAGAAAGAAACAUUGGAUUUCAAGUCUUCCUCAUUAACUUCUCAAGUUCCAUAUGAAGAGCAAAGUGAGUAGAAAUCCACAUUUUUAUGUAUUAUCAGAUUUUCCUGAAUAUUUUGUGAUUUUUGUUUUUAGAACGUUUCUAGAAUUAACUUGAGGGUUGAUGAGAAAGUGAAGUCAUAUACAGAUUCAGAAAAGAAAGCCAUGUACGGAGGGUCUGGGAAAGGAAAGUCUUCCCUUUCUGAUGUUCUUCCUCUGUCAGAUUCGGACGACCACGUGUGUCCUAUUUCUGUUCACAAGUCUUGGAGUAUGCUCAGGAGGAUUUGGGAAUCCUGUCACAGAUGACGUGAGCAGGCUGAUGUUAUUGAAACACAAUAUUCCAAAGGAUUAUAACAUUUCUAUGCAUUAUAUUCCCAAAGAGAGGAGUGGUGUGUGCUGGGUUCUACUGAAUAUCUAUCCACUGGAACAAAGCCUCAGGGAACUGGCCCGGGUGUUUGGUGCCAUUUCUUCCAACAAAGAUAAUAUUGAGAUCUUCAUCACCAUGCUGCAAAAUCUACGCUUCAAAUUUGAUCAUGAGGAGCUGGAGGCAACAAUGCAAGUCUUUAAAUGCCACUAUAGGGCGGUCAAAUGGCCAUCUGGGCAGUAUUUCGACUAUAUCAGAGACAUUUUGAAUUCUGCAGCUCAGGGAGAAGGAGGAUUCCGCUGUGUGCCUCCACCCUGCCCUGCCCCUACUACACCAGGAAGUGAAGCACAGGAUCAUGAACAGACUCGGUCAAGGGGGAGUCUGCUGUCCCUGCUUCCGAUCCCAGUCACAGCCUGCGUGUUCCUCAUUGUGUGGGCGAUUAAAUCUAGAAGAGGAGGCUCCCCAGAGAGUAACCUUGAGAGAGGCCAUAGAAGGCUGUCCACUGAUGUGGAACGGACCAUAACCAUCCCUAUUCCACCAGUCACCAGUCCAACUGACACACCAAUAAUGGGGGAAGCCUGAUCACCACUGAGGGAGCAGAAGAAGCCAACAUCAAGCACUGCAUAGAGAUCAGAAAGCUCCCCGUCUGGACUAGUGUCACUCUGGACUGGUGUCACUCUGGACUGGUGUCACUCUGGACUGGUGUCACUCUGGACUGUUGUCACUCUGGACUGGUAUCUCUGAUUCUUCUUGGGUGAUAUCCCUGAGAGAACAGAGCUGAAAUCUCUUAUUUGGUAUCUUUGACAUAUCGGAGUUGAUAUCUCUAUAAUAUAUGGGCUGAUAUAGGGUCUCACUUAAACAAGGGACAACGGCAAUAAGACAUUAAUCAACCGCUUACUAGAACUAUAUAAUUUGGACUGUCAUAUAUUUUGACACAACACCAUGUAUCGCAGGUUCCUACCUUGUCUAUGUCUGUCUAAUCAGAGAUUUUGACAUUACACAACAUCAGAGACAUUCUCUACUGAGACUGGACUUUGUUGUUGCCUAAAUAUCUAUUGCUGCUGUGUGGCCACAGAGUGUGUGCUGACACUUUUUUUGUCUCACCCCCUCUUUGAGUCACAUCAUCAGUGUGUGUGACCACAGUAUGACAGUUUAACUGCCCGCUGUGUGUGUGUGUGUGUGUGAGUAAGCUACCCUGCUCUGGAUGAUCUCAGUGAGGGCCAUAAGAGGGGCUUGUUCUCGUCACAAAAGAAAAGAGCCGUAGGCUGAAGGAAAUACCAGUUCCAUGCUAACCGACAGAGACAGAUCCUUAUGAAUCAAAAACCGUUUGAUCCUCAAUCCCCAGACAGCAGGAAACCAUGUUUCUCUGCCAUCUCCUCUCAUGUUGCACUCUCACACGCAUUAUGAAGCCUUACCACUGGGCACAGACGUCAAUUCAACGUCUUUUCCAAGUUGGUUCAACUUAAUUUUAUUGAAACGAUGUGGAAACAACAUUGAUUCCAUCAGUGUGUGCCCAGUGGGAUAGUACUGACUGAUUUCAAGCAUAAGUUAUGGCUGAUUUUUAACUCCCCUCUAGUGGUCAGAUACAAUAACUAUACUUGGUUCCCUCAGCACCUGCAGUAGGUCCCAGCUGUAGCAAGACAGUCACUGUGCAGUCUGACUGAGGGAGGUUUUUGUACAGAUCUGUAUCACUGUGGAACACCUAGACACUUUAUGUAGAUAGUGUAGUGUAGUGUAGUGUAGGUAGUGUAGUGUAGAUAAAGUGUGUAUGUAGAUAGUGUGUGUAUGUAGAUAGUGUAUGUUGUAGAUUGUGUAUGUAGUGUAUGUACUGUAGUGUAGAUAGUGUAUGUGGUAUAAAUUAUGUAGAUAGUGUAUGUAGUGUAGUUUAGACAGUGUAUGUAGUGUAAAUUAUGUAGAUAGUUUAUAGUUUAUACAGUGUAGAUGGUGUAUGUAGUAGUGUAGUGUAGAUAGUUUAUGUAGAUACUGCAUGUAGACAGUGUAGGUCGUGUAGUGUAGAUAGUGUAUGUAGUGUAUUUAGUGUAUGUAGCUAGUGUGUGUAAUGUAGAUAGAUAGUGUAUGUAGACAGUGUAUGUAGAUAGUGUAGAUAGUGUAUGUAGAUUGUGUAGGUUGUGUAUGUAGUGUAGAUCAUGUGUGUAGUGUAGGUAGUGUAGUGUAGAUAGUGUAUGUAGAUAGUGUAUGUAGUGUAGUGUUGAUCGUGUAUAUAGACAGUGUAGAUAGUGUAUGUAGUGUAGAUAGUAUAUGUAGUCUAUGUAGUGUAGGUCGUGUAGUGUAGAUAGUGUAUUUAGAUCAUGUAGGUAGUGUAUGUAGUGUAAAUUAUGUAGAUAGUGUAGGUAUGUCGUGCAGCUAGUGUAUGUAGAUAAUCUAUGUAGAUAGUGUAGAUAGUGUAUGUAGUGUACAUUAUGUAGAUAGUUUAUAUAGUGUAUGUAGUAGUGUAGUGUAGAUACUGUAUGUAGUGUACAUGUGUCUCAUGUUUUAGUCCAGCGUCAUUCACAGUCUCAUUCACAGAUCUAGCAGUUAGUAAUCUGCUCAUGAAAAAAAGUUUAUAUAAUGCCAGAAG
Molecule: messenger RNA, 4386 nt
Organism: Oncorhynchus masou masou (cherry salmon)
Lineage: Eukaryota; Metazoa; Chordata; Actinopteri; Salmoniformes; Salmonidae
Exons: 6
Coding region: 1650-2390 (246 amino acids)
Biological process (GO): positive regulation of cell population proliferation; cell adhesion
Cellular component (GO): plasma membrane
Molecular function (GO): cytokine activity; stem cell factor receptor binding
Source: RefSeq, a predicted model, not a curated record